Messenger RNA from Entamoeba dispar SAW760, 1191 nucleotides. RefSeq lists its product as uncharacterized. The coding region runs from base 1 to 1191 and encodes 396 amino acids. NCBI's taxonomy places the organism in Eukaryota, Evosea, Mastigamoebida, Endamoebidae. The transcript is spliced from 2 exons. The record is from RefSeq and is a predicted model, not a curated record.
AUGGAAAAAUUCCAAAAAAUAUUGUUAAAAAAAUUAAAAGAAAUGGAAAAAGAUUUAAUGUCAUCUCAAUUGUUAAAUCAUGAGAUAUUAUCUCGUAUUAAAAGUAAGUUGAGUACUAAUGAAUAUCUUCGCCUUCUUUGUGUUAUUUUUAUUAUUAUUAAACAUGACUCAGAUAAUGCAUUAUUAAUGAAAAUUGUAUCAAACUCUGUUCAAUUUAUUACUCAUAUUCCUGUAAAUUAUAAAACACAAGAAGAAAAAGAGUUAAUGAUUGUCUUUUCAAAUCAUCUUGAUUUAUAUACUUCUUUAUAUGUUGAUGAUUCUACUGCUUUAGAUAAAUCAAUUACACUUGAUAAAGUAUCUACUCUUCAUUCAGAUAAAUCAUAUGAUCAAACUAUUAAUACUUUAACUUCUAUGUUUCUUAAUUUCAUUUCAUUAGAUUGGAAUAAUCCACGUUUCUUUAUUAAUAAAUUCCAUUUAUAUAUAAUAAAUUUCUUUAUUAAAGAAUUAACGACUACAUUCUAUAGGUUAUGUUGUUAUAUACAAGCUUAUUUCGAUACUAUAAUUAACGCCCCUCCUAAUUCAUUAAAAACUUCACUAAAAAUUUUACUUCGAUUCCAAGAAUGUCAAUCUUUUUUUAAAAAGACAUUAGAAAAUCCAAAUGUAAGAAAUUAUUUUCCAAAUGCACCUUUAUACACUCCUAUUGAUUUAGAAACCUUUCAAGAAUUACUUUGUGCUAGAAUGAUUAAAAAUCAAGAAACUCUUGUUGAGUUAGCAGGUGUUCAAAUUCCUGAAGUGAUUAAGAAUGCUGAUAUUAAUAUGCUUACUAAUAAUUUAAAAGUAGUUAAUGAAAAUUUUCAGAGGGAAUUAAAUGAGCAAAUGAUGAAUAUUAUUUAUUUCACUCGUAUCGUUGUUGGCUCAUCUUCUGUUACUAGAGAUAUUUCAAGGUCAACUUCUAAACAAAGAAAUACAUCAACUCUUUCUGAAGGAAGAGAUGAUACACAAAGUAAUAGCAUUAAAGAAGGGAUGGAUAAAUGUAUCAAAAGUGUUUCCGAAAGACGAAUUCAUUGUCCUACAGUUUCACAACCAUCUACUCCAGUAACAAGAAAUCAACGAGUUUCAUUUACAUUAAAUACUAAUACAUUACCAGAUCGUUAUUUAACAUCAAGUGGAGAAGUAAGCGUUGUGUUCUAA